Molecule: messenger RNA, 727 nt
Organism: Paramecium pentaurelia
Lineage: Eukaryota; Ciliophora; Oligohymenophorea; Peniculida; Parameciidae
Source: the annotation of a GenBank genome assembly
AUGAAACUAUUAACAUUAUUAAGGAUACGUUACAAAGCUCAAAUUAUAGAUGACAAUUAUUUAUAAAGAAAUUUACUUUAUUAUGAUGAAAUAGAUCUAAAAGGAUUAUUUAACAAUANUUUACCAAAAUAUCCUGAAUAAAGUGGCCUUAUUGAAUACAUAAAUUUGGUUAAUGAUCAUUUUAAUUAAAUAAUCUAUGAGAUAGAUGAUACUUGUGCUUUACUUGAUAAUCAUUUAAAAUUAACAUUUGCAAAAUUAUUAGGAAGUCAUAAAUCUUAUAUUAGAUUAUUUUAAAAUGUUGAAGAAAUUAGAAAUAAGUUUGUCUAAGAUUAUAAUAUUUUAAAUAAAAAAAAAGAAGAUCUAAUUAGAAAUACUGAUUUGAAAGUAGUAGUUUAAAGAAUAAUUUAAUCAAACAAAUUUGAUCAAUCUGAAUUCGAUAAAUUAUCAUCAGACUUUGAUUAUUUAAAAAGCUUUCUUUAUGUCCCAGAAACUUAAUAAAUUUAAUAACUUUAGGAUCAAUUAGUUUAUAUGAUACAAUAAUUUUCUAAGGCUAUGGAUGAAUAAUUUAGAGCUGAUUUACUUAAAGUAAUUGCAAAUUUUGGUGGAUUUCUAUAUGCAAAAUAAAAACUAUGCUAAAAAUAUGUAAGUUUAUUUUUUAAUCAUUUAGACUGAAUAAUGGAAAGAAUUAGUAAAUAAAUAUGAAAUGGUAAAAAGUAAAUCAAACUGA